AUGUCACGUUACAGAGGGCCUCGUUUCAAAAAAAUACGUCGUCUGGGGGCUUUACCAGGACUAACUAGUAAAGGGCCUACAGUUGGAAGCGAACUUAAAAACCAAUCGCGCUCGAGUAAAAAGUCUCAAUAUCGUAUUCGUUUAGAAGAAAAACAAAAAUUGCGUUUUCAUUAUGGUCUUACAGAACGACAAUUGCUUAAAUACGUUCGUAUCGCUGGAAAAGCGAAAGGUUCAACCGGUCAAGUUUUACUACAAUUACUUGAAAUGCGUUUGGAUAACAUACUUUUUCGAUUGGGUAUGGCUUCGACUAUUCCUCAAGCCCGUCAAUUAGUUAACCACAGACAUGUUUUAGUUAAUGGUCGUAUAGUAGAUAUACCAAGUUAUCGUUGCAAACCCGAAGAUAUUAUUACAGCGAAGGAUGAACAAAAAUCUAGAACUCUGAUUCAAAAUUCUCUUGAAUCAGCCCCCCGCGAAAAAUUGCCAAUCCAUUUGACUCUUGAUCCAUUCCAAUAUAAAGGAUUAGUCAAUCAAAUAAUAGAUAGUAAAUGGGUUGGUUUGAAAAUUAAUGAAUUGCUGGUUGUAGAAUAUUAUUCUCGUCAGACUUAA
Molecule: messenger RNA, 606 nt
Organism: Medicago truncatula (barrel medic)
Lineage: Eukaryota; Viridiplantae; Streptophyta; Magnoliopsida; Fabales; Fabaceae
Product: 30S ribosomal protein S4, chloroplastic
Exons: 1
Coding region: 1-606 (201 amino acids)
Biological process (GO): ribosomal small subunit biogenesis; translation
Cellular component (GO): small ribosomal subunit
Molecular function (GO): rRNA binding; structural constituent of ribosome
Source: RefSeq, a predicted model, not a curated record